UAAUUAUGGUAAUGUAUUACUCUAUGGUAAUGUAUAAAUUGAUUGGAUUACUACUUAUGAGCCUCGUCGUUAAAUAACAUUGUACCUACCCAUGUAAUUGCGUGAGCUGCAUUUUUGCAGUUUUCUAAAAUAUUUGUAUUAUUAUUUUGAUAUCGACUUUGUAAUCUGUGUGUAAGAAUUGUUUUUUAUUAUUUUAUAUCAGAUUUACCUACCUAUUUCAUUUGAUGGAAGGUGAAGUCAUCUCUAUCACACUGCCUAUUUUUUAAAUUUAUGUAAAUAUUUGUACAUUUAUCAGUGUCUGUUUAAUAGAAUAGUACACUCCUAUAAUAGGCAUAAUGAAGCCACUAAAUUAUCAUGGAAGUGACAUUUUUUUACCACUUUCCGCUAUUGUGGGAUUAACUGUAGAUCUGGUAUGUAUAUAUUUUUAUAUGUUAUAAUACUACCUAUAAUUAUUUUAAAAACAAUAAUAAUGAUUUUUUUGACUAUAGGUUUAAAAACAGAAUUAUUUUAAAAAUCUACAUACAAAAAUAUUUGUUUCCCAAGUAUAAUAAUUAUUAUAACAUUAAGAUAUAAUAUCAAUAGAAUUGAAAACAUAUUAAUUAAAUUAGGCUGUUUUGCUACUAAAAUUAGUUUUAAGAUUCUUGAUUUAUAUUUAUAUUGUCAUAUGUAUACCAUUUAACUGUGUUAACUGUUGAACUACCCAAAAUCAUUUUUUUUGUUCGUUAUGAUAUAUCCUUCCAUACAAUAUAUAAACUAAAUUACCAUAUAUUAUAUCCUACCUUCCUAACUGCCCAGUUACCUAUCUGUAUCAAUUUUUUGAUGGUUUUAAUAAUGAUAAAUAAAACGUUUUAAUAGUUUUUGACCAUGACAGAUUAAAAAAAAGUUUUCUAUUAUUAAACCAAAAUUUUGUGAUAAUAUGACAUAAAAUUGACUUAAACCUUUUUUAUGUUCAUUGAACAAGAGCUAUUAUCAAAUAUGAAAUGUAACAACAUAAUUGAUGAAUUUAAAAAUAUUGUUCUUCAUGAUAGACACAGAAGAAUUUAAAUUAUAGUACGUAUUAUUUAUUUAUUUAUUUACUUAUUUAUUUAUUUAUUUAAUAAUAAAAGUGCAUUAAACAAAAUGGUAAAUUUUACACAAAAUAUAUAUUCAUUUAAGAAAAAAUUAAACAAUAGACUAGAUAAAUAUGAAAUUAAAAUCAAAUUAAAUAAAAAAAGAUGUUUCUCAUUAUCCAAUCAAUUGAAUUAUUGUUAUGAAAAGAAAUAACAAAGGAAAAAUAAGAUCUUUCUAUAUCAAACGAGCUAGCAGGAAUUAUAAGUUAAUUUGAGAAAAAAGAAAAGGAGCAAAAGUAUGCCUAUCUAUCAAUUAUAUACAUAUAUUAUAAAUAUUUUAAAUUGUUAUAUCCUUUUAAUAUUUCAUUUUUGUAUAAUAUAGUAUUUACUAAUUAUUAUUAUAAGACAAGUCUGUUUUUUCUUUUUUUAAAAGAGUGUGAGAGAUCUUUAAUGUCUUCUUUGGAUAGCCAAGUUAGCCACAAUUGUCUUAAAAGUCUGACGUUGCCUAUGUUUACAAUUUAUGUGAUAUGACAUAAUUUCAAAAUUUAAUAUUUCCUCCUUGGCAAAAUCUUAAGUACGUCACUGGUACCUACUCAAUAUUCUUUAUCGUUAUUUCCAAAAAUUAUGAAGGCCGAGGUUAUUAUUUAAUUUUAUUUUUGUGAUUGUAAGUUUUAACUGAACUUUAUCUAAAAAUGUAUAAAGUACCAAAUGGGACAACAUUUUUUUAACUUUUUAUAUAAAUAUUUCUCUACAACCAAUGAUAUAAGUAUGUAUGUACCAUGACUAAAUUAUUAUUUCUAUUUUAUAAUAAACUUUAAAGGUUACUAAAAAAAAAAAAACUACGAUAGAAUUAAAGCUAAAACCAACUAUACAAUAUAAUAUUAUGACUAUUUUUAAAGAUAAGACAAAACUAUAAUAUAUUAAGUUAUUACCUAUCAAAUAAAGUAACUAAUAAAAAUAACAAAGUGAUUGUAAAUAAUACUUUAACACCCAUAUGUAUUACUUAUUUAGUUCUCUAUACAUAUAAACUGAAAUAAAAACCUUAAUUUAUAAGAAAGUUAAUGGUACACAUUGAGACUUUUAAUGCAUAUUACUCUUUUCAUAAAUGUUGGUUUUAAUAUGGCCAUUGAUUAAAUACAUAAGUAUAUUUUAUAUAUUAUUGUUUAUAUCUUGUUACAAAAUAAACUUAAAAUUAUUUUAUAUGUCCUAGUUAGAGUUCUAGUAUUUUACGUAAUAUAAUAAAUGAUUAAAUAGUACAGUAAAAUAAUAAAUUAUUAAAAUUAAUGACCCUAAUAAAAUGAAUAUAUAUAUAUAUGAGUAUAUAUUUAAAUAAAUAACAUACCUACCUGAAUACUUUAAAAGUAAAAAGUAUUUUCAUUAACAAUGUAUACCAUUAAUAUCAAAAUGUAUAAAUUAUAUUUAUAUGUAUACUGUUAUAUGUACUCUUGCCCCACUGUGUGCCUUAAUUACUUAAUUAAUAUAUAAAUAAUAAAUAAUAAUAACUAAUAAAUAAAAAUAAAUAAAUAUUAUUUAGAUUAUUUAAGUAUACAAGAAAUAAUAGGUACAAAAGUUGCUCAAUUGGUUAUUGUGACUUUAAUAUAUGUAAUUUAAUAGUUAAGAACUAUAUUGUGUUACUAAUAAAAAAUACAAUGUCCAUUGACUGAUAUAUGUUAUAUUAAAUUUUUAGCAGAGCGAGGAAUGUCUUUUAAUUUCAAGAUAUAGAAUGACAUUCAUUUGAAUAUUAGUUCUAAUAAAACUACUAGGUACUAGUAGUACUAGUAUGUUUUAGUGAUUUAGUGUAAAGCUUUGUAUUAUUAUUUCUAUAUUUAUGUAUUUAUUUAAGACCACGGUAGACUAAAUAUAAUAAGAAUACUAAAUAAUUCAUACCUAACUAUAAAAUAAAAUAUAUAAAGCAUUAAACAAUUAUUAAUUUAAAAUUCUCUUUUUGUUUUUAAUAUUAAAAAAAUAAAAACUUAUAUAUAUCCGUUAAUCAAACUUCACUAUUUUACAUUUUAAAAUUGUUUUGUCAUGAGUUUAACACAAUUUAAACAAAAAUAUACAAGAAUGUAUAAUAAAUAAAAGUCUGAGUAUUCUGUAAUUUUGUUUAGUAACAGUUUUCAAUCAAAUUAUACUACUCAUUUAUUUAGAUUCCAGAAGUUCUGUUCAUAUUAUUUGUUUACAUAACUGUCCGCCAAAAAUAUGGUCAUGAUAGUUAAUGUAUAUUGAGGUUUUAUGCCACCCAUAUGAUUAAUGUCUUGAUUAAUAUAAUAUUACUAUAACUAGUAUUACUAAAUACAUGUAUGACACAUGUACUUGUAUUCACAACACUAAUCAAUUUUUAAAGAAUUUCAAAGUAAUAAGCUGAGAGUUAAAAAUAUAAAAAAAUGUAUAUUAUAUUUAUUUUUUUAUUUUUAUUUAAUACAAUUUAUAAUCUGUUACUAUCUAGAACAAUGAGUAAAAGAGAUGACUGAAUGAGUUUAUGGCUUGAAAAAAAGUAAAGACACUUUAACAGUUACUCAUAUACAUAGAUUCAUGUGUUUACAAUAGAAAUAAAAAUAAAAUAAAAAAUAUUUGGCCACUAUUGAUUUAUAGUUUAUAUUAGGUUUGUCUUUUUUCUUUUUACAUAAUUGGUCAUUAGAAUAAAGGAGACAUUAUUGUGUAAACAAAAUAGUGUUCACUUAAGUUUAAUACAUAAUGUAUAAACACAGUUUAUUUUCAACCUUUACUAUUUUGAAGUAUAUUUAAAAAAAAUUAAAUUAAUUAACAUUAAAUUAACAUAAUUUUAAAAUUUUUUUUUUUCAUCUUUUGAGUGACACCUUUUGUUGUAGUAGUAGUAGUUGUUAAACACGUUAGCAAGUUAUUUCAUGUAUAGUUUGAAUACAUUUUAGUAAUUUUAAAUAAAAUGUAUAGGUACAUUUCUACACAGAAUGAUGUUUAGUCUGAACCUAAAUUAAAAUUAGAAUUGUUUGAUAGGUAUAUUUUAUCAUUAGUACAAGUUUUAUAUGGGGAAUAUACCUACAAUGUUAUUGUUAUCAUCAAUCAAUUUUUUUUUUUAAGCUACUGGUAUAACAAAAUAAAUAUAUUCAGUUAUUUCCUGUUACUUUGUUUUAUUAAGUUAUUAUCAAAACCAAUUAUACAAAUUUUAAAACCGAAAAAAAUUAAUUGCUAUAAUUACUAUUAGCUAUUAUACUUAAACUUAAACAGUUGUUAAUAGUAUAUUAUUAAUUUCUAUCAAUAGUUAUAGUUCAUUUAAAUUUAUUUCAAUAAAAUGUGUAGUAACUAUAAUUAUAGUCUAUACAUGUGUUUAAAUAAUACAAGCUGAAUUAACAGAAAAUAAAUACCUGUAUCAAUUAUACUUAUAUUAAUUUUUAUAUUUUAUUGAUUUUAUUUUAAACUAUGUUUUAUAUGUAGAUUAACAAUCAUCAUUUUGUAUAAAAUUUAUUAACUAGUACAAACAAAAAGUUAAAAAUAUUCUGAUCUUUUAAGACAAUGCCUAACUUAAUCAUGCCAUUAAUAUUUGGGCUAUGUAAAUGUUGUUGAUGUGCAUAAAUUUACUAUUUUUUAUUUUUGGGUUAGAAAAUGUAUUAUUUAUUUUAUUUAUGUAUGCUGUAAUAGUAAUCGUAUAAUUAAUAUGGAUAUUUGUGUUUAUAUUUGACUGAUCACACUUGAUUUAUAUAUAUUACCUUCCUACAAAUACAUUUUGUAUUUAUUUUCUUUAUAAAAUAAAAAAAUAUAUCCACAUGUAUUUAAUAUUUAAAAAAAAUUUAUUUUAAAGUAUGUUUACACAAUUUUUUUCUUAUUAUAAAAAAACUUAAAAUAUUAUUUUUGGUACUUAUUUAUAAUGCAUGCAAUACAAGUGUUGUUAAUUCAUUAGUUAUUUGAUGGUAAAUAAAAUUAAAAGUUAAUGACUUCAUUAUACAUAUGAAAUUAAUAAUUGUUAAAUAUAUAUAUUAAGUAAUUAUGCAUCUUAAUGUAUACUUUCAAAUCAUUACUGUAAAUAAAAAAAAGAACUAUAAAAUAUAUAAUAAAACAUUGGGUGACAUUGAAAGACCUAGUUAAAAUUAUUUCAUUGGAUAUAAUCUAGAAAUUCAGUAUUUUUGUCUAAUUUUUAUAUCAUUAUAAAAGGUUUAUACUGUACAGAAUAAACAAGUUUCUGUUUUUUUUUUGUAUUUUAAAGUAGGUAUGUAAAAGUACCUGUUUUCACUUAUUUCAGUUGUAUUAUCUAUUUUAGUCUGAAAUAAAAUCUAUUUAAUAUGUCUAUUAUUGUUUUAUUUUUAAUAUUAUUCAAUGAUACUUAAUUUUAAUUUUAGGUGAAUUUUGUCAUCUGUCAACUUAUAGCAUUAUGUAUAUCGUUUCUAGUGUAUACAUAUUUGCCACCGAAAAAUCGACAAUAUGUAAUUAUUCGAGAAAUAUUAGGACUGAGCAUUGGACUGAUCAUGGCCUAUAUCUGUUUUGGAUAGUAAUAUAUAAUUUAUAUAAUUUUUUUAGUAAAAAUAAAAUGUUUAAAUAUAUAAUAUAUAGUAAAAUAAUAAGUAAAAUGAUGAUGGUUCAAAAAUAUAUUAUUGUACAGCGUCUCUGAUAUACCAGCAGACGUUAGAGAAUAAUAAAAAAAAAUGUUACAUAGAUGAUUCUGUGAAGGAGUAGAAUGUAUUCUUAAUUCUUAUUUCUUUUUAUGAGUUUUUAUAUUUGAUUAAUAUUAAAAUGUAUGAAAGUUUUACUGUAUAGUGUAUACCUACACAUAUGCAUAACAUAUAUCAAAAACAUCAUUGGUAUACACAAAUUAAUUUUAAAUUAAAUUAAAAUUUUGUUUUGAGUACUGCAAAGUAUUAAUUAUUGUAUAAAUGAUAUAAAACAUAUGAUUUAAAAUAAGGAAUAAAAAUCAAUACCAUAUUUAUAGGUACUUAAAAAUUAAUUCUUAACAGUUUUUAAUUUUAAUUCUCUUAUUUUUUUAAAAUACAUUUUUGAACGCUGUCUUUUUUUCUUAUUAAAUCAUUAAAUUUGUAUAAACUUGAAAUAUUAUCCUAAAUAAUAAAUUAUAUCUAUAAACAAUUUUUUUAAGAUACAAUUUCUGCUCUACUAUGUAGAAAAAAUAUUUUCAUGUGCCUACUCUGUACUAUUAUUGAAUUCAUAAUAAUGGUUAUAAUAGUAUAAAAUAAUAAUUUUCGAUAAUUAUAAUGUUUCAUACUUGUAUAUUUUUUCAGUCAAAUGUUACAUCUCAUUAUUUUGCCUAGUAUUUGUUAUAUUACAAUCCGAACCUUAGAUCCAAAUAAGAUACAUAAGUAAUUACAACAUGAAUAUUAAUUUUGUAUUAUUUAAAACUAUAUUUGAUUGUUUAUUAUUUUUAGAGUUGUAUUACUCAUAUGCUGUAUUUAUUUAUCAUUGCUACACAUUUAUCGUCAAGUUUAUGAAUAUGGAUCUUAUACUUUGGACAUUACAGGUAAAUCAUGUUUAACUAUGCAUAUGAUAUCAAUUUUUUUUUUUUUUAUUAAACUACUUUUUUUGUAAAGUUUAUAUUUCAUUAUUAGGCAGUUACCUGUGGUAUUGAAAGUGUUGAAUAUAGAUAAUUUUCUCGAUAUUUUAGAAAAAUGAAAAUUUCUCAGUGCAGAUAUAUUCAAGUUCAUUUUUAAAUAUUUUUCAGAGUAGUCCUUUAUUAUUUGUGGUAUCAAAAAAAAAAAUAUCAACAAUGUACAAUUCAGUUCAAAUUUUUCUUUUUUUAUAAUGAAAAUUAAAUUUUUUAAUUAAGUCAAUAGUAGUUAUUACCUACCAAAAUAAAUUUCAUUACAGAAUUGCGGAUCAUAGCAUGUCAUCUUAAGUAAAAUUAUGUUUAUAAACAUUAAUCCGUAUGUAAGUUUCAGAAUUUAGAUUAACAUCAUUGAUAUGAAUACAAAUUUUUUUAUGGUUAUUAUUAAAAAAAGUAAAUAAAAUAUUGGUAUUCCAAUAAUCUUCUCACUCUACUAAAUACUAUAAAUAGUAUUUAAAAUUAUUUAACUCUCAUAGCUUUGAGUAUAUUAAUAUUGAUUGAUUUAAAAAAGUUUUUAGAUUAUUAAAAAGUAUUAAUAUUGGUUAUUCAGGUCCUGUUAUGGUCAUGGUACAAAAAUUAUCGGCAUUAGCAUGUGGUUUACAUGAUGGUCUCACAGCUGACAAGAAACAAUUAACAGAACUGCAGAAACGUUACAUGAUUAGGUGGGAUUAUUUUUAAAUCAUAAGUUAUUAAAAAAAAAAUCAAUUAUAAGUCUUGGUAUAUGAACAUUAAUUUAAUACAAAAUGUGCUACCACGUUUUCCUACGCCAUCUGCACAGAAAUAUCUUCAGCAUUCCAUUCAUUAUUUUUUAUUUAUUUUUUUCUUUAGAAAGGCUCCAACACCAAUGCAUUAUAUAAGCUAUUUAUUGACAUUUCAAACAAUUUUAGCUGGACCAAAUGCAUUUUUUGAAGAUUAUAUGGCAUAUUUAGAUGGUACCAAUUUUCCAAAAAAACUACCCAAAGAGGUGAAAUUAAUUAUUUUCUUAAGUAGUUAAAACAAUUUUAAUUGAUUUAUAGCUAUAUUCAUUUAUGUUAAAAAGUAAAUUAUUUUAUAAAUAAUAUAAUAUAUGCUAGAUAGUAUUACUUAUAGUUCCUUUAUGAUUCAAUUUUGAGAAAGAAUAAAAAUAUUAAAUAAAUCAGUGAAAAAAAUACUUGAUAUAUUUUUUUUUUCUAAGUUUCAAAACAUAAAAUUAAAUUUUAGGAAUUAAAAUGUUAUUUGGACUUAUUAGUGAUUUUAAACUAAAAUAUUUUUACCAUUAUAUAUGUUGUAUUACCUAUUGAAAAUAUUGUUUUAAGAAAUUUAGUAUAAUUAUUCAGCCCAGAAUAUUUUCAAGAUACAAUAUUUACUAUACUAUUUUUACAUUUUUUAAAAUAUAUAUAUUAUGAAUGUGAAUAUUAUUUGUUUAAGGCAAAAUCACCACCUUCACCUUUACUACCAGUUUUAAAAAAAAUGGGAAUUACAUUCUUAUGUGGCUUUGUAAUUUAUAUUAUUGUACCAAUGUAUCCAGCUUCCACAUUAGUUGGUAUGUAACCGCUUUUAAUAAUAAUAUUGAGUUUUUGUUUUAAUAUAUUUAAAAAAUAUAACAUUUAAAGUUUCUUAUAGUAUUCAUUUUGUUAUUAAAUUUUAGUGAAAUAUUAUGUUUUUUAACAUGUAUUUUCAUUAUUUACCAAAAAAAAAAAAUAGACAAGGGCUGUGUUCACAUUUAUUUGUUAUUAAAAUUACCUAUUUUAGCCUCUUAUUUCUAUUUAACCUUUUUCUAUAUUCUAUUGAACACUGUAAAUAUAGCAAUUUAUUAUUUUUGUGUUUAUUUCUUACAUGUGAGCAAUGACAGGUUAAAGCUUCAUUGAUAUCUGAUAUUCUAAUUUCACAUGUUACUCCCUAAAAUUUAUGGAAUCUAGCCAUUUUUUUUAUCAUUAUUUCAUUUAAUGUUACAGCAUUAAGUUUUUUUGUUAUUCAUUUUCAUUUAAUAUUUGGUUAAAUAUGAUUUUUCUACUUUUAAGUUGUAUCAUUAUUUUAUUUUUGUAAACCGGUAAUAUUAUUAAUAAAAGAUAUUACUUAAAGGUCCCAGUGCUAAUUUUAUCUAGUUUUUUAAAAUUUCAAUUACUAUUUUAAAAUAGGCUUUUGUAACUGAUCUACCAAAUACUCAUUUAGUGGGAAGGGGUGGGGUUACUUUUACUAACAAAAAUGACUUCACUGAAAUAGUGAUAACUCAUUGUUAAUUCAAUAUUCUAUAAACAGUUUUUUAUUGAUAAACAACAACAUUCUACAGGAUGCUAUAAACCCCUAUUUCAAAUAAUAGGAAAAAAAAAGUUUAAAAUUUACUUUUGAGAAUGUUGAGAAUAUAAUGUUGUAUACAAUGUGGUGUAUAAAAUAUGAAUCCCUCUAUUAAUUUAAAAAUAAAAUUUGGUUGAUUCUACUAAAUGGUAUCAGUUUCCUUAGAAUGUAUUUUUGUGAGCAAAACAAGACAUCUGUACUUCGGGCACCUUAAUAUUAAGUUUUUUUUUUUCCAGAUGAAUCCUUUUUAAUCGAAUCCUCAAUAUUAUCGAAAAUUUGGUUCAUUAUAGUAAUAACAUCUUUAACCAGAUUCAAAUACUACUUUGCUUGGACAUUAGCUGAUGCUGUGUGUAAUGCUUCUGGGCUGGGAUUCUCUGGCUACAAUGAGAAAGGUGAUCAAGAAUGGAAUUUACUCGAUAACAUUGACAUUUUAAGGGUUGAGGUAAGUAUACAAUAUGUAUCAAUUUAAUCUUAAAGAUAUUAUCUAAUGUUAAUAGCUUUAAAAUAUUUAUUUAACAACUGUUUCUGUAUUGAACUUUAGUUUGGAGUAAACUUUAGAGCUACUAUCGAUGCAUGGAACAAAGGCACAAAUCUGUGGCUUCGUUAUGUCAUGUAUGAAAGAGCGUCACCUAAAUACAACACCGUCAUGACAUAUACUUUGUCUGCAUUUUGGCAUGGUUUCUAUCCAGGCUAUUAUAUUACUUUCCUCACUGGGGCAUUGUUUACAAACAGCGCCAGAGUGGUAAUAUAUGAAAAAUUUGCUUUUAAUGAUUUUAAACAUUACAUUUUUUUUUUUUAAACUUUAAUAAACAUACCAUAUUUAUUUAUUAACUACAGGUCCGAAGAUGUUUAUGGCAUAGAUUCCAACAACCGAAACCUGUGAAAUUAGCUUAUGAUUUUGUAACAUGCUUCUUGACAAGAUUAUGUUUGUCUUACAUGACGUUUUCUUUCAUACUUUUAGAGUUUAUGCCUGCUUUACGUGUGUUUUGGUAAGUAAUUUAAUUUGUAUUAGUAAUUUAAAAAUUUAUUUUAUUAUUGAGAAAGAUUGUUUAUGACAUAAGAAAAUAGUUCUUUUUUUUUAGGAAAAAUAUUGUUAAUUAUCCAUGUAUUGUAUCAGUUUAAAUUAUUUAAACUAUUUAAUUUACUUUUUACAGGCACAUCAAGUUCUAUUUGCACAUAUUAGCAUUACUAGCUGUGUAUUUAUUGCCAUUAAUAAUUACACCGUUGAGAACAGUCAAGAAGAAAUCACAAUAAUUGAUAAUGGUUAUAGAUAAUAACUAUAAUCUAUACACAUUUGAUCAAUAAAAGACUGUAUACGUGUAAAUUAAAAUGUUAUUUCGAAGGUUAAUUUGUAUAACCUUGUUAUAAUAGAAAAAUGAAUCACGUCAUCCAGAUUUUUAAACAAAUUAUGUAUGGUAUUAUCAUAAUAUCACUUAUGUAUGUCAUAUACAUUGAAAUAUAUUUGAAUUUAAUGUUUUAUAAUAAGCAAAACUCACUUUAGAAAUUUCAUAAUUUCCAUAACACUUAUUGGAAAAAAUAUAUUUCUACAAGUUUAAUCUGCUCUAGUCUAAUUGGUACACUGGCGACACAUAUUAGGAAAUCUAAGGUUCUCUUGGUUGUUUAUUUCUGUAAAUUUAUAGUAAACACUAUGUGGCGUCUUAACCACACACUACAACUAAUUAUAGAUAACCAUUGUCUCAAUUGUAACAAUUUAUUUGACAGACUGAUACAAAAAUUUGUGAUAAAACUAUUAAAUAAAAAUAUAACCUUAAUUGUAUAAUUUCUUCAAUAAAAUAAUAAAAAAAAUACAUACAUUUUUUUGAAAAUAAAGGGCGUAAUUUUUUAAAUUUGUAUACUAAAUAAACAUGUAAUCCAUUUUAGAAUAAUCAUAUCGUAAUAUUUGUUUAAGGUAUGUUAAUUGGAAAAGAAUAUUUCAAAAUUUUUUAUUUUGUUUUUGUACACUUUCAUCAAUAAUUAAUUUUUUGGCAAAAUCUCAAUCCUUGCUUUGAAAUAGAAUCUAGAGUUUUAAAUGAGCAUUCAUAACCUACCUUAUUAUUCAAAAGACAAUACUUAACGGUACAGUACACAUAGACGUAAAUGGCUAGUUGUAAUUACACAUUUAUUUAGUGUGUAAAAUUGAAAUAUAAUUACAUAUCAAAGGAAAAAUAAAUAUAGCAAGUUAAUUUCUCAUAAUUAUAUAACAACUUCUUAUACACUAAAACUGAAUUAUUACUAAUAUACUUAUAAUAGAUAUUUCAUACAAAAUUUAAACAGAUUUUAUUUUGGGUUGUAUAAACAAUCUUCUAAAACCAAAUUUUCAUACAAAAACUGAUGUUGAAACUUCAAAGCUUCAAGUCCAUAACUAGUCCAAUUUGGUAAUAAAUAUCUUGCAAACAGUUCUAAACAUUUAGGCAAUGGAGGCAGGUAAGGAUUUAAUAUUUC
Molecule: messenger RNA, 11286 nt
Organism: Cinara cedri
Lineage: Eukaryota; Metazoa; Arthropoda; Insecta; Hemiptera; Aphididae
Source: the annotation of a GenBank genome assembly